Messenger RNA from Lactuca saligna, 582 nucleotides. The record is from the annotation of a GenBank genome assembly. Lineage: Eukaryota; Viridiplantae; Streptophyta; Magnoliopsida; Asterales; Asteraceae.
AUGGAGGUCAUCACUUUGUUAAAGGAGCUCAAAGAAUUAUCUACAAAGCCAGUCUCAUCUUCUCAACUAUCUUCGGAUUUUCUGUUGCAAAAUUUUUCUCAAUUCGAAGAUAUACAUCUCAAAGAAUUGGCUACUCUAUCUCUCAUAUCCAGCCUUCUUCCAACCACAAAUUCCCUGCCUGUUUAUACAGGGGUGCAAGGGGGAGAAAGGAAGGGUGAAGAUACGAAGGUUGGUGGUGAUGAUGCGAAUGUGCUAGGAAAUGUAUUUUCUUCAAAGAUCCCUACUACGAAGCCAAUCAUAGCAAAUGGUGGUCUGAUUACUUCGACAGUGGUAACAACUGUGCCAAUUACAAAACCAAUUUUGAAAGGUAUUGAGAUUGGUAAAUCUACUGAUGUUGGUGGAAGUGGUUUGAAAAUGAAAGAAGUAAUAUUAUGUUCAACUUUGAAAGCUAGAGGAAAAACUAUUUUGGUGGAGAAGUCAAAUGUGAUCCAUCAAAGCAUUAUAACUAUGAAACAAUCGAAGCCAAGGUUGCAUUCAAUCAUAUGUAUUCAUUCAAAAAGAAGCCAAAACAGAGCUACAUAG